Molecule: messenger RNA, 1423 nt
Organism: Phaeodactylum tricornutum CCAP 1055/1
Lineage: Eukaryota; Bacillariophyta; Bacillariophyceae; Surirellales; Neidiaceae
Exons: 2
Coding region: 41-1423 (460 amino acids)
Molecular function (GO): protein binding
Source: RefSeq, a predicted model, not a curated record
UAUCGUGCCGGAUUUUAAAACAAACUUUGCCAACCAGACAAUGGCGAAGGAAACGACGGGCGAAGAAGAAACUUCUCCCGCAGUUGCGGCCGAUACGGCGACGAUGGUGUCUCUGGACAUUCCGUCGGCACUCUCGCAGGACGAAUGGGACGAUUUGGUGGCAUCCAUUCGACAAGGUAGCGAGUACACACUGGAGGAUUGCCAACUGGAACUACUAGAAGCAGCACGUUACGACGACAUUGACGUUGUCAAGGCAAUUCUUCUAGUGUAUCCCGAACUGAUCUUUUUUCGUGACGCGAGCCAUCAAAAUACGGCGCUGCACAUGGCGGCGGCCAAUGGUCACACCCACAUUGCACAACUGUUACUUCACGUCUACGGUAAUCUCGCUACAAGCACUUCAAAUAUUAACGUUCCCAACGAUUCGGGAAAUACUCCAUUGCACUGGGCCGCCAUGAACGGACACACCAAGGUGGUCAAUCUACUCCUGCAAGCGCCAUCUGCCUCGACGACCACGACACCUACACAACCGAUUGUUGAUGUGUUGCAAAAGAAUGCCUUUGGCCGUUCCGCAUUGACCGAAGGGUUUACCAGUCAAAACUCUGACACAGUAGAAGCCUUGUUGGCCCAUGAAUCAGCAUCAGAAGAACGCCUCAUGCAAACCAGCUCCAACGCUAACAAUGGAAAAUACAAUGCCGAGGGGACGAAUGCGACCGAAUCUUCGUCCGUAACGCACGACUUUAUUUUUCGGGUACCUAGUAGCGAAAGUCUCAACAGUGCAAAAACAGUCAUCAAGGUCCGUGAGCUAGCCAUGGCGAGAACGGAAGACGAUACGAUUUUGUGCAAUAGCAGUGGCGAGGACAACACGAUGAAUCCCGAACACGAUACGACCGGAUUGGGAGUUUGGGCCGCAUCGCUCGUCACGGCCUCGUGGAUGGCGCAACAACAACGCUUGGAACCACAGUUGUUUGCCAGCAAGGUUGUGCUGGAGCUGGGUGCGGGAUGUGGUGUUCCUGGCCUCGUAUUGGCUGCCGCUGCUUCCCACACCGCCGGUACACCACUAGGGGACGAAGAACCAUACCCAGCACAGAUCGAAGGAACAUUGGCAAAUGGUCAAAUGCUUACGCGUCCUUCCAAAAUUUACUUGACGGAUUUCAACGGCACGACAAUUGACAACAUGCAGUACAAUUUGGAAUUGAAUAGUUUCUCUAAACAGCGAAGCGAUGCCGACUGGAUUGAAUCCCGUCACAUGAAUUGGCAGGACCCCACUACCUGGCCAGACGAGAGGAUCGACUGCUUGAUUGGGUCGGAUUUGAUCUACCAAAGAGAAAUGGUCCCGCUACUGGCCCAAACCAUUCGAGGGUUGUUGACCAAACCCAAUGGCUUCGGAAGAGCUACUGGCCAAUCCCCUCGCAUCGCAAGAUGA